AUGUCAACAUAUCUUAUGAAUGAACUUGCAUUUGCCAUAAUUAACAAUCAAUCAAUAUUUGUUAGUGAAAUAGAACUAGAUGAGUGUGAUAGUGAAGGAGAUGAUAUAGAAGAUAUAGAGGAAGUAGAAGAGACAAUUACUGAAUUCAAGAUUCAAGAGUCAUCUGCAAAAACAAUCUGGUCUCUUAUAUCAAUUGUUCAUAUGUUAACUGAGCAAGCAUUCAAAGGAACGAUCUUUACUGACAAAGAAAAGACUGUGUCAGCAAAUAUUGUCAACUUUCUUUGGCCUUUUGUUCAAAAACACACAAUUGACAAUCAUCUUCCAGAGCCACACAUCUUAAUAUAUGCACCACUAGCAGCAUUAGCAAACUAUAUUGCAACUAUUACUGCUGCUGGAGUGUAUGAUGUACCAGUUGAUGAUACAAACUGGAUUACUAACUCUAAUCAAGCAGAAAAGAAUAAACCUGUCAUUUUUUUAACACAAAUAAAAUACAGAAAGGCAAAGCCUGGCAAAGCAUUCAUCAAAUUAAAUUUUGAAGCAAGAAUUAAAGGCAAGAAAGGCAAUGUUAACAUCUCCAAGUUCACACCAAACACAGAGAUGUCAAUUUCAAAAAUAGAAGCAACAGCUGAAAAAUAUACAUUACAGGUCAAAGACUUAACUAAAAUCCUGACACCUUUACAUAAAGAGAUUUCACAGCUUGAGCUACAGCGAAUGGAUCUUGUCAGGAAAGUGGGAAGGACAGCAUGGGAUCCAGGCUCCGCUAAUUAUCAAAAAUUAAAAGAAAUCAGGCAUGAGAUAGCAACUAAACAAUUUGAAGCUAUCAAAUUAGAGAAGGCACUUGCAAAGGCUAGAAAUAAGACUAAAAAAAAAUUCUUGAAUGGAAUUAAAAAGGAGGACUACAUAGAAAAGAUGGAUUUACUUCCAGUAAUCAUGAGGCAUCUUUCUUCACAGAAGAGAGUUGUUUUUUUGGGGACAGACCCUGGUACCAUCAUAACAUCUAUUACCUCACCAAGGCCACUUGAGACCAUCUUUGCUGAUAUAAACUGCUUCAAUAUCCUUGCUUCUCUUGAGGAUAACUCUCAAAAUGACAAUGAUAACUCAGAACUUACACCCCAUAAGUUUGAUGUUGAAUUUCUUCCAAAACCCUUUAAAAUCACUUCUGGUCUCAUUAACAAUGUUACCUUUUUGAAGAAGCACCAAAAAAAAACAUCAACAACAAAAGCAUGGCAUAGAUAG
Molecule: messenger RNA, 1236 nt
Organism: Entrophospora sp. SA101
Lineage: Eukaryota; Fungi; Glomeromycota; Glomeromycetes; Entrophosporales; Entrophosporaceae
Source: the annotation of a GenBank genome assembly